ACUCUCUCUCUCUCACGCGCACGCACCUGCGCACACACAGUGAGUGAAGAUGGCGAUGAGAGCGACGCUGCGGUGCCUCUCCGCAAACUUCUCGCCCAGGCUGCCUCUCCUCUCGUCUGCAGGGCGGGUUCACGCGGCUCGGUUGCGGUGGGUGAGCGGCACGCGGCGGACAUUCAGCACGUGCUCAGUCCUGUCAACAGCCCUAAAGUUCACUGAGAAACAUGAAUGGGUGCAGGUGGAGGGAGGAAUCGGCACUGUUGGAAUUAGCAAUUAUGCUCAGGAUGCAUUAGGUGAUGUGGUUUACUGUGGACUCCCUGAAGUUGGCCAAAGACUUGAACAGAUGGACGAGUUUGGUGCCUUAGAGAGCGUAAAGGCUGCCAGUGAGCUCUACUCGCCGCUGACAGGAGAAGUGACUGCGAUCAACACACGACUGGCAGAAAAUCCUGGACUUGUUAAUACAGAUUGCUACGCAGAGGGAUGGCUCAUCAAAAUGACCAUUGAAAAGCCUGAAGAAGUUGAUGCCCUCAUGGAUCAAGCUGCAUAUGAUAAAUUUAUUAAAUCCCUGGAAGAAUGAGACGACCUGGAUGAUAACAUCACGCUGCCUCUUUUGUGGUAUUUAUUCCGGUACUAGACACUGUGUCAUAUAAAUUUAUAAGUAUGUUUCCCGAAAAAGUUAGGAUUUUUCUGAAUGUAAAACAAAUUUUAAGGGCUCCUUAUCUCAAAUUUGUCAGCACUUAUGGGUCUUGAUUGUGUUGCUUCACUCUUCAUGCAGAUUAAUUUGUGGUAAAACUGGGGAAACAUGGGUUUGAUGUUCCUGUAUUUGUUGAUUUAUUUUUAAGAAUCAAAGUUUGAAAUAAAAUUGCUGACAUUUGUGUCAGUUACACUAAA
Molecule: messenger RNA, 888 nt
Organism: Oryzias melastigma (Indian medaka)
Lineage: Eukaryota; Metazoa; Chordata; Actinopteri; Beloniformes; Adrianichthyidae
Gene: gcshb
Product: glycine cleavage system protein H (aminomethyl carrier), b
Exons: 5
Coding region: 50-574 (174 amino acids)
Biological process (GO): glycine decarboxylation via glycine cleavage system; protein lipoylation
Cellular component (GO): mitochondrion; cytoplasm; glycine cleavage complex
Source: RefSeq, a predicted model, not a curated record